CUUUGCUAUCGGGGUGUGGUAUUUUGGACGGUGACUUGAAUUGCAGUGAACAUCAGUAUGGAGAAUAUUUGCUGGUUUUUAGUAAUUCCUCUCCUUUCAGAAUUGGUGUCUGGACAAUUGAAGGUUGUAACAGUUCCAUCCUUAGAAGGUUAUUCUGAUGAAGAAAUCAAUCUGCCUUGUGAUGCCAGUCUUAACAGGAAUGACAUUAAUCUGAUGUGGAUAACAUGGAUUCAGAAUGCUAAGAAGGUUUACGAAUAUGAUGGAUCCAGUGCAAACGUAUUGUAGAAAUACCAGGAUACGAUGUUGAUCUUGACCAAGUACAGAAAGGGAAUAUAACCUUGAAAAUGAAUACUUUAACACCUGGAAUAUAUACAUUUAAAUGUGAAGUAACAGAAGGCUCAUCUGAAGGCAGAGGAGAAACUACACUAACAGUAAGGCCACCUCCAAAAUUGAUUGUUACUGCAGAAAAAAAUGUCACUGUCACAAAACUCCCAUAUGACCUGACUUGCAGUAUAUCUAACCUGAGGUGGAACAAGGUGGAAACAAUGACACUUACUUGGAAAGAAAAUGGAAAGGAUCUGUUUUUCUUUGAUGGAUCCAAAAGUAAUAGUCAGUCAGAGAGAUAUCGCUGUGACAAGGCUAAUCCAUCACAUUGCUUACUUAGAUUGAAUGAGAAGAAAUCAAAUGGUGAUUAUACCUGCAUUGUAACUGAAGGAAAAGCUGAAGGAAGCGCAACUAUAAAAGUGAAAUUUGAAGUUCCGAUUCCUCUGACAACACUGGCCUCUUUGUUGCCAUUGGACUUGUUGUUACUGCUGCUGCUGCUGCUACUGCUGGUGGUGUGUUUUACAAAAUAUGUAAGUAAACUGUUCAUUAUCAAGAGAUCAGUGUUAUAAAAUAUUUAGGAAAAGUCUUUUGUCUUUUUUUGUUCUGUAGGUUUUUCUCUACCAUCAAUGUUGGCCCAUA
This is a messenger RNA of Polypterus senegalus (gray bichir), 963 nucleotides long. RefSeq names its product leukocyte surface antigen CD47-like. The record is from RefSeq and is a predicted model, not a curated record. Gene Ontology annotation, cellular component: extracellular exosome; plasma membrane. Gene Ontology annotation, molecular function: thrombospondin receptor activity. Bases 345 to 893 code for a protein of 182 amino acids. Gene Ontology annotation, biological process: positive regulation of inflammatory response; positive regulation of phagocytosis; positive regulation of cell-cell adhesion. Lineage: Eukaryota; Metazoa; Chordata; Cladistia; Polypteriformes; Polypteridae. The transcript is spliced from 4 exons.